Messenger RNA from Laccaria bicolor S238N-H82, 618 nucleotides. RefSeq lists its product as uncharacterized. The record is from RefSeq and is a predicted model, not a curated record. NCBI's taxonomy places the organism in Eukaryota, Fungi, Basidiomycota, Agaricomycetes, Agaricales, Hydnangiaceae. The coding region runs from base 1 to 618 and encodes 205 amino acids. The transcript is spliced from 5 exons.
AUGGAAACACAAAAGCAAGCCAAGGCAAUGGAAAAGGUUGGUCUUUACUCACCUCGCACCAUCAACCAAGGCAUUGAAGGGCCUCCGCAAGGUGCUGCUUCCAUCUCCCGGAAUAAAACUUACGCCAAGCCGAAAACAUACGCCAAACUGUGGAAAGUGUUAUACAUCACUGAAGGUAGCAUUGUGACGAUUGCGAUUCUGGUGAAGGCAGGCACACUGUACCACAAGGCGUUACUCAAAUUCUACAACGACAUCAUCUUCAAGGCACAAACAGACAAUAACACAGUGGCGCUGAUCAAUGACGACAACAGCAGUGGCCUCGAGGAAGCAUUCACCAGGCUCACCCUCACCCCAACCACCAGCACCCCGGGCCAAGCCAGCCACUCUGGUGCUCAUGUGUUGAAGAAGACCCCUCGUGACCUCAUUUAUUUACGCAUACGUCUUGUUUGCACCUCCUCGAUCAAUUCAGUAAAACUUCCACCGCUUACACUUACACCCACUUACGUCCCUUAUUCCCGACCAUCCUAUAAGUACGAGGACUUUAUUUUCCCUCCACCUCAGUCAUCACCACAUCCGUGUCUGACUGAGAUCCUCGUUAUGGGCCCCGUUGCGUUCUAA